UGCCCGUUGGCGGUUGCAGUUCGAACGGAGACGAGGUGGAAGGAUUCGAAAACGUUCGACCUCCCUGACCGCGUGACCUUGCUGCUUCGCUCAUGGUUAGGGGUGGGGGGUCGGGUUAGUGAAGUGGGGGUCGUCGACUGAACAUCCCUCUAUCCUCCUCCGAAACCUGGGACGAAGGGGAGUUCACCGACAGGUGGUUCGGGUGGAGGAAGCCGUGCCGGGGGAGGUGUGUGGGUAUCGGGUGGUGAGCUGUAACCGGGUGCGGCCAUCGGCAGUCUGGUUGAUACCAUGGCUUCAGAGCACGAUCGCGAUAAUGGAUUUGUUCAGGGCUCGGCUCCUCCGGAAUCAAGCAAAUUUAUCAGACAAGUGAAUCACAGUGGCUUGUUAUCAACUCUGGCUUUCAGUUCACCAUCUGGAGGGGUCAGUCUUUUCUUGGGAAACAUUCGACCAUUUGUGGGUCGUUGCUGUUACAUCUGUGCACCCCAAAGCUGGGCUUUGCUUUUCCACAAUCACUUAUCCUUGCUGGGAUUUCGAAAUGCCAUCCUUGUUACAGAGACGCAGACACGAUAUCGUGGAUGGCUGGCUCGGCGCCUGUGCUAUUUCCUGUUUGUUGAUGGAUGCACAGUUUACCCAGAUGUUCCCUUCCUGGAGCACAAAAUAAUCAACAAUGCAAGAGUUCAGGAAGCCAUUAGGGAAAACUCAUGUAGUAUAUAUGACCAGAAGUCAACUUGUAACAUGAGGAAUGUGCUCGGAAUCUUCCACCAGAUCCAAGCUACAAUCUCGCCCCUCUUACUCAGGAUGACCAGUUGGAUGCUGCUGAAAAUAUUUAACUGGGUUUUCGUGAAUCUGCAAGUGCAUCGAGGGCAAAUUGAGAUGCUGCGGAAAGCAAGUAAAGAGUAUGAUGGUCCAUUUGUCUUUGUGCCUCUUCAUAAGUCUCGCCUCGACUACCUACUGGUUACCUUUGUCCUUUUCUGCCACAGUAUUAGAGUCCCAUACUUUACUUGUGGGGAAGAUGUCCAACUUCCAUUUCUCAGGCCUCUGCUUCGGAAAUUGGGAGGCAUUUUUACUUCACAUGAUCAUGGAGACCACUUGUUCCAGGUUGUUUUAAAUUCGUACAUCGAGGAACUGUUGAAUGAGCAGCAGAGCCUGGCAGUUUACCUGAAAAGUCCUGUUUCAUGUCCUGUGCUUUCAAGUCUCUCAGGAUUAGUGUGGUUGUCUCAGGUGUUUGAUGUUUUUCAGAACUGUUUAAUACCAGAUGCAGUUCUCAUACCUGUUGGUGUAGCUUAUGAUCGCAUCGUAGAGGAAAACUACUUGGAACAAAUGGGACCUGGAAAGACUAGUAUUUUUGCAGCAGUUCGUUGGGUGCUCAGGUUCCUACAAAAGAACUACGGCUGCAUCCGGAUGGAUUUUGGACAGCCAGUUUCUCUGAAGGAUUACAUAGAGAAUGAAGGAAUGCAUUUGUGCAGCUCUGCAAUUCCGCUCCAGAAGAUCUUAUUGCCCUGUGUGCUCGGAUGCAGCACUGAUGCUGUGUACUAUGAGAAGUCUCAGGACUGGCUAUUGAACAAUGAUGAAUUGAUACAACUCAGCAAACACCAUCGAGCGCUAGUAGCUGAUCUGGGACGACACAUGCUUUACACUGCUUCUUGCUCCUCGGCAGUUAUGUCCACCACCAUCUUGGCCUGCCUUCUAUUUCACAAACAUCAACAGGGCAUAUUUCUGAGCACAUUGGCAAAGGAUUUCUGCUGGUUAAUGAAUGAGGUUCUCGCACGGCAUUUUGAUGUCGGAUUUUCAGGGAAGUUGCUGGAUAUUGUGCUGCAUGCCCUUUUUCUGCUGAGAGAAUGUGUGAUACUGAGGAGUUGUCCACUGAAUAAUCUGAUUGUGAUACCAAAGGCAACCAGGAACGCUGUGGAGGAGCUCAGUUUUUACAGUAAUUCUAUUCUACCUGUCUUUCUUGGUGAGGCUGUAGCUGCCUGUGCUUUAAAUUCACUUCUAAGGGAAGUGGCUAAAUACAUGGUGGACUGGGACUCCGAUGCAGAGGUUGCAAUCAGCCAAGAGGAACUUAUCUGUAAAACUGUUCAGCUGUGUCAGUUACUCUCCAGUGAGACACUGCUUCUACCACCCUGCCAGUCAGUGUACCAGUUUUCACAGGAAGCAGUGGACAAGCUGAUGUAUUGUGAGAUUCUUCUCAUGGAGGAGAAUGAGAACAAACAGCCAGCUUGUGACACAUGGCAGAAACGGUUUGGGAAGGAGAUGACAUGGAAGGUGAUGGAUGAUUUUGAUGACUCUGAGAGUGACACUGAUGAAACAGUCUGGACCUGUUAUUUUAAGCUUGGCCAAACCCAGGAAAGCCACACAUUUUUCCUUUUUCUCUGCAGCUUGCUGCAGCCUGUAUUGAAAGUGUAUGAGACAGCAGCAGGUUUGCUGCACAAAUUGGACUUUCCAAUAGAAGAGCCGCAGUGUGUACUGAAGAUGUUUCAGCUUUUGAAUGCACAGGGAGAAGAACAGCAUGGAAGUGCCACAGUCAGCAUUGUAAACAGCGCUAUUAAGAUCUUCAGGGAAUUGGGGGUUUUCAAAGAGGAGCCAGGAACAAAGGGACCCUUACUGAAACUCAGUAACACUUUCCAGCAACCUGAUAAUUUACUGAAGCUCCAGCAGUACAUUCAACAAUUCUGUGAUUAAAAUUAAAAGAAAAAAAAUUGGUAAACAAUUUUUCAUUACAUGUGACUGAACCAGCUGAGAGACUGUAUUGAGAUUUUUUUGCAGUGACCCAUGACUACUUUGGUCAUCACCUGGCGAAAAGGCCCCCCAGCUUAUCUCGGAUUAAACAUUUCCAUGCAGUCCUGCUCUGGACUGCUCCCACCUUCCUGAUGUGUGGAAAGCGAAGUUCAAAACUACAUUGUUUUUCACCCCACGUCCUGAAUGGUUGAAAAUCCAAAGACAUUUUUCAAAAAAAACUUUUCAUGGGAUAUGGCUGUCACUGGCUAGGCCACCAUUUAUUACCUAUCUCAAAUGGAUCGUAAGAAGGUGGCUUUCAGCUGUCCUCUUGAGUUGGUGCAGUGCUUGUGGUCAAGGCACACCCACAGAAGAAACUGGAAUCAUGAUUGUGAGUAAAACCCUUGAAUUAUCUUGUCAUGAGAAAAGUCUUGCAAGUUGUGUGUCAAAUGGGCAGAAUUGUAUUUCAGCUUGAA
This is a messenger RNA of Chiloscyllium plagiosum (whitespotted bambooshark), 3188 nucleotides long. RefSeq names its product glycerol-3-phosphate acyltransferase 1, mitochondrial-like. The record is from RefSeq and is a predicted model, not a curated record. NCBI's taxonomy places the organism in Eukaryota, Metazoa, Chordata, Chondrichthyes, Orectolobiformes, Hemiscylliidae. Gene Ontology annotation, biological process: glycerol-3-phosphate metabolic process; fatty acid metabolic process; piRNA processing. Gene Ontology annotation, cellular component: mitochondrial membrane. Gene Ontology annotation, molecular function: glycerol-3-phosphate O-acyltransferase activity.